Messenger RNA from Cheilinus undulatus (humphead wrasse), 18039 nucleotides. RefSeq names its product chromodomain helicase DNA binding protein 6 (gene chd6). Bases 118 to 10455 code for a protein of 3445 amino acids. Gene Ontology annotation, molecular function: ATP binding; protein binding; ATP-dependent chromatin remodeler activity. The record is from RefSeq and is a predicted model, not a curated record. Lineage: Eukaryota; Metazoa; Chordata; Actinopteri; Labriformes; Labridae. The transcript has 45 exons.
GGCGAUUUUGUGUCCUUGGAAAUAAAAAGCAGCGGUGUUUUUCGGGCUGACGGGGGGAUGUGUCGGCGGUGAGAGCGGGUGUCGGUGUCCGGAGAAGAUGCAGUGAAGGGAUAGAAGAUGAAAAUACACAAGAAGGACAAGCAGCAGAUGUUUACUGGUCUCCUGAAGCACACGCCUCCACCUGCCUCCUCUGCAGCCUCCUCCUCUUCCUCUUCCUCGGACCAAAACAGUAACGCACAAACAACAGUUCCCACAAUCCCACGGGGUCACCUGGUUGUGGGCCCCAAAGACCAGCUCCGCCUCCUCACCCCCGUGGGCAGCACGGCAACGUCCAAUCACUGCGUGGCGGCAUCUGUGGUCCACGCUGCUAAACACGGAGGAGGAGGAGGGCCCAGACCUCCUUCGUCUCUGAGCGAGGAGGACGAUGGCGGGGGAGGAAGGGUGAAGAAGAAACGGAGGAAAAAGGACAAGAGGGAGCGAGGAGGGGAGGCGGGGGAGAGAGAGAGGGAGAGGGAGAGCAGUAAACCAAAGAAACGGAGAGAGGAGAAGGAAGCCACGGUGGUCUCUCUGAGGAGGAGUAAGGAGCCCAAGGAAGGGAAGGAGAGGAAGGAGAGAAGGACGAAAGGGAAGGAGGCUAGGAAGGAGCUGAAGAAUGUGACGGGAGGGAAAGGUGGAACGGCGGUGCUGGAACCUCUGCAGGUUCCUGUGAAGGUACCCGGGAAACGAGGGAGGAAACCCAAAGUCAAAGUCCUCCCUCCUCUACCGACCAAUCAAGCACCUCCUCAUCCUCCUCCUUCCUCUGGUCUCCACUCUAAAGUCUCGGUCCACCUCCACAACAAGAACCAUGGAGCGACCAACAGCAAGAGCCCGGGCCCCUCGGCGCCAAAACAGAGGGGCCGCAAACCCAGAGAUCCUGGCGCGGCACCGGUGGAGAAGAAGAAGAAGGGGAAGAGGAGAAACGUGGAACUGGCUGUCCAGGAGGGGGCCGAGAGUGACGACACUACCUCAAUGUCAACCCUCAACAUGGGAGGAGACGACAGCCAGGACCCCCUGGAUAACGCGAAGCGGCGUUCAGGACGUCAGGUCAAAAGGCGGAAAUACAAUGAAGAUUUGGACUUUAAGGUGGUGGACGAUGACGGAGAAACGAUCGCAGUUCUUGGAGCUGGUCGGAUAUCAGCGCUCAACGCCACGGCGCUGGCGUGGCAGGCGGAGGAGCCUCCUGAAGACGAAGCCAACAUCAUUGAGAAAAUUCUGUCGGUCAGAACGGCGAAGAAAGAGACUUCAUCAGAGGACCAAUCAGAGGACAGAGAGGAGUUCUACGUCAAGUACAGAAAUUUUUCCUACCUUCACUGUAAAUGGGCGACCCUGGAGGAGCUGGAGAAAGACCCCAGAAUUCACCAGAAAAUCAAACGCUUCAGGACCAAACAGGCCCAGAUGAAACACCUCUUCACUGAGCCCGAUGAGGAUUUAUUUAACCCGGACUACGUCGAGGUGGACCGGGUGCUGGAGGUGGCUGUUACCACAGAUACAGAGACGGGAGAGGAGGUGACUCAUUACCUGGUGAAGUGGUGCAGUCUGUCGUACGAGGAGGCAACGUGGGAGCUGCAGGAGGACCUGGACCCCGAGAAGAUCAAGGAGUUUGAUGAGAUCCAGAAACUCCCAGCAGACCUCAGGCACAUGGAGCGUCCUCCUCCAGAGAAAUGGCAGAAGUUGGAUUGCUCCAGAGAUUACAGGAACGGAAACCAGCUCAGAGAAUACCAGUUAGAAGGGAUGAACUGGUUACUCUUUAACUGGUACAACAGGAAAAACUGCAUCCUGGCGGAUGAGAUGGGUCUGGGUAAAACCAUCCAGUCCAUCACCUUCCUGUACGAGAUCUUCACCAUGGGGAUCCGCGGCCCUUUCCUCAUCAUCGCCCCGCUCUCCACCAUCACCAACUGGGAGAGGGAGUUUCGAACGUGGACGCACAUGAACGUCAUCGUGUACCACGGCUCUCAGAUCAGCCGGCAGAUGAUCCUUCAGUACGAGAUGUUCUACAGAGACACGCAGGGGAACACGAUCCCUGGCGUGCUGAAGUUUCACGGUGUGAUCACCACCUUUGAGAUGAUCAUGGCCGACUGUCCCGAGCUGAAGAAGCUGCACUGGCGCUGCGUGGUCAUCGAUGAGGCUCAUCGGUUAAAAAACAGGAACUGUAAACUCUUAGAGGGACUCAAACUCAUGAACCUGGAACAUAAGGUUCUGCUGACAGGAACCCCUCUGCAGAACUCUGUGGAGGAGUUGUUCAGUCUGUUGAACUUUCUGGAGCCACUGCAGUUUCCCUCAGAGAGCUCCUUCCUGGAGGAGUUUGGAGACUUAAAAACAGAAGAGCAGGUGAAGAAGCUUCAGGCCAUCCUGAAACCGAUGAUGCUGAGGAGGCUGAAGGACGACGUGGAGAAAAACCUGGCGCCCAAAGAGGAGACCAUCAUAGAGGUGGAGCUGACGAACAUCCAGAAGAAAUACUACCGAGCCAUCUUAGAGAAGAACUUCUCAUUCCUGUCUAAAGGAGCGAAUCAGCACAACAUGCCUAACCUGAUCAACACCAUGAUGGAGCUCCGCAAGUGCUGCAACCACCCCUACCUGAUCACAGGAGCUGAAGAGAAGAUUCUGGAAAGCUUCAGGAAGAGCCACAGUCCGGAUGCUCCAGACUUCCAGCUGCAGGCGAUGAUCCAGGCGGCAGGGAAACUGGUGCUGAUCGACAAGCUGCUGCCCAAACUGCUGGCCGGGGGACACAAAGUCCUGGUCUUCUCCCAGAUGGUCCGCUGCCUGGACAUCCUGGAGGACUACCUCAUUCAGAGACGCUACACGUAUGAGCGCAUCGAUGGCCGAGUGCGGGGAAACCUGCGGCAGGCGGCCAUCGACCGCUUCUGUAAGCCGGACUCAGACCGAUUUGUGUUCCUGCUGUGCACCAGAGCCGGAGGUCUGGGGAUCAACCUGACAGCUGCAGACACGUGUAUCAUCUUCGACUCGGACUGGAACCCCCAGAACGACCUGCAGGCCCAGGCUCGCUGUCACCGGAUUGGUCAGAGCAAAGCGGUGAAAGUGUACCGACUGAUCACCAGGAACUCGUACGAGAGGGAGAUGUUCGACAAGGCCAGCCUGAAGCUAGGGUUGGACAAAGCCGUCCUGCAGGACAUCAACCGUAAAGGAAGCCUGAAUGGGGUGCAGCAGCUGUCGAAGCUUGAGGUGGAGGAUUUGUUGAAAAAGGGAGCGUACGGUGCUCUGAUGGACGAAGAAGACGAGGGAUCAAAGUUCUGUGAGGAAGACAUCGAUCAGAUCCUGCAGAGACGGACUCAAACCAUCACCAUCCAGUCUGAGGGGAAAGGCUCCACGUUCGCCAAGGCCAGUUUUGUCUCCUCCGGGAACAGGACGGAUAUUUCACUGGACGACCCUAACUUCUGGCAGAAAUGGGCAAAGAUCGCAGAGGUGGAGAUCGACUCCAAAUCUGAGAAGGAGUCUCUAGUGAUCGACACGCCCCGGGUGAGGAAACAGACUCGCCACUACAACUCAUUUGAGGACGACGAGCUGAUGGAGUUUUCUGAGCUCGACAGCGACUCAGAGGAGCGGCCGUGUCGGACUCGGCGACUCGGAGAACGUAGCCGGCGGUACCUUCGAGCCGAGUGCUUCAGGGUGGAGAAAAACCUGCUGAUCUUCGGGUGGGGUCGGUGGAAGGACAUCCUGAACCAUGGUCGCUUUAAAUGGCACCUGGCGGAGAGAGACAUGGAGGUGAUCUGUAGGGCUCUGCUGGUUUACUGCCUGAGACAUUACAAGGGAGACGACAAGAUCAAGAGCUUCAUCUGGGACCUGAUCACACCCACCAAGGAGGGCCAGGACCAGACGCUGCUCAAUCAUUCUGGUCUCUCCGCUCCGGUUCCUCGUGGUCGUAAGGGGAAGAAGCUGAAGAACCAGCUGAACGUUCCCGAGCUGACCAAUGCCGACUGGCUGGUCCACUGCAACCCUGAGGUGGUCCUGCAGGAUGAGAGCUACAAGAAACACCUCAAACAACACUGCAACAAGGUUCUGCUGAGGGUCAGGAUGCUGUACUACCUAAAGGUGGAGGUUUUAGGAGAAGCAGCAAAUCAGGCUUUAGAGGGGAUUCCUGCCAGUAAACUGGAGGUCACGCUCCCUGAUAUCGACUACAUCGAGAUCCCGGCAUCGUGGUGGGACGCGGACGCCGACAAGUCUCUGCUCAUUGGGGUCCACAAGCACGGUUACGAGCGGUACAACGCCAUGCGGGCCGAUGCGGAUCUAUGUUUCCUGGAGAGAGUGGGGAUGCCGGACGUCACGGCUCUGACAGCUGAGCAGGGAGGAGGGGAGGGGCCUGUAGACUUGGUGGACAGCGUUUGCAAACAGGAGGAGUCGAAGGAGGACGCUGAGAGCAAAGCAGACGGAGGAGAGGACAGAGACGAGAGCAGCAAGGGAGAGGAAACGUGCUCGAGUACGGACACCUCAGACAAACCUGACAGCACCGGACCAGACUCUCAGCUCUCGGUCGACUUAUGCGCUCAGGACGCCACAUUAGUUACCACGACGACAACCACAGGAACAGGUACAGGUGUGGCAGCUCUCCACGUGGUCCAGGCCCGCCCCCUUUGGCCCACAGGCCCCGCCCUCACUGCUCGUCUACGCCGCCUGAUCACCGCCUACCAGCGCUUCACGCUGCGGCGCGAGCCCAUGCUCAGACACGACUUCCUACUGCACGACGGCCUCGUCGGAAUGGGGAUCGGAGGAGGCGGAGCCGCUCAUCACGCCGGGGGGCCGCUGGCCUGGCAGCUGGGGGAGGAGCUAAGGAGGUGUACUGUGGUCGCCACGGAGCCUGACCCGCUGUUCCUGGAGUGGCAGAGAAGGUGGACUCGCCGUGAGCAGGCGGAUUUUUACCGCACUGUGUCGUCGUUCGGAGUGGUGUACGACCCGGAGAGGAAGACCUUCGACUGGUCCCAGUUCAGAGCUUUGGCUCGACUGGAGAGGAAGACGGACGAGAGCUUGGAGAGAUACUUCAACUCCUUCGUCAACAUGUGCAGGACGGCCUGUAAGCUGCCUCCGAGGAAGGAAGAAGGUUUGGUGGACCCCUCUGUGGUCGUGGAGCCUCUGACAGAAGAGCGAGCGGCAAGGACAUUGUACCGCAUCGAGCUGCUGCGCAAAAUCAGAGAGCAGGUCCUUCGCCACCCGCUGAUCUCCGCCCGCCUCCAGCUGUGCCGCCCCUCCCUCUACCUCCCCGUGUGGUGGGAACCUGGCAAACACGACCGGGACCUCCUGAUUGGGGCUGCACGGCAUGGUUUGAGCCGCACUGAUUUUUACAUCCUGAACGACCCCCAGCUGAGCUUCCUGGAAGCUCACAGGAACUAUGUCAGGAGCCACCCAGCCCACCUCCAUGCUCAGACCCACCACCAUCCCCACCACCCGGGGUUAUCGACCCACCCCGGUAUCUCUUCCUCAUCAUCCUCAUCAUCGUCUCACUGCUGUCUUUAUGACGCCGCCCAGCCUCCUGACUACCCCCACCAGUCCUCUCACCACCACCAGCACCACGCCCCUCCUCCGUCUGCUCCAUCCUCCUCCUCUCACCUCCACCCUCCCCCGCCUGCCUCCCCCAGCCUGGGGAUAGUCCCGGGUUCUCGGGCAGACUUCCUGGACUGCCCCCCUCUGGAUGAGACUCUGGAGCUGGGCGGUCUUCACCAUGACGCCAUGUCUGCAGAUGGUUUACAUGGAGGGAAAGCGGCUAAAGAUGCUCUAAACGGGUUCCCCUUUAACUCGGCUGCAGGAGGUCAGAGCAUGCUCAACUCGUAUGGAGUAGGCGGGACCGACCUGGACUCCAAACUGAGGAGUGACGUGCUUGUUGGAGAGCAGGGAUCCUCAGAGGAAACGGGGUUGAUGGCGCCGUCAGUGGAGCUUGACCAGCUGCAGGCUCCUUGGGACAGUACGGAUCACUCCAGUCCAGCUCACCACAUGUUCAACGAGUCUGAUCCCAUCCUGGGUCCGUCCACGCUUGAGACCGGCUUCCUGGAGGAAGAGGACGAGGAGGCACAGGGUGGAGACAGAGGAGGUGAGGAAGGUGGGACUCUCGAGGAGUGUUUGGGCCUCCCCCCGUCCUCCUCUCCGUCUCACCCGUCUGCAGGAGAUGCAGUGGAGCCACUGAGCUCCAGCUACAUGCUCUUUAAGGACAUCGGCGUGAGUGAGGAGCCCAGCGCGGAUCAAACCGACUUGUCUGCGAGCCCACCUCCCCCCUACGUCCCUCCUCCUCCCCUUUCUCUGUCUGUUAUCACCGACCACGACCCCCAGGAUAGGCUAGGACACUCUGAUGUCACUGGCAGUCUGACCAAUCCUGUUGAGGAAGAGGAAGGACAGGAUGGAGGCUCAGGAUUUGGUUUUGAUGACAAGGAGGAGGAAGAGGUGGAGGGAGGGGAGAAAAAACGCGGGGAGAAAAGUCUGGAAAGAGAGGAGGCUGAUGAAGAUCCAGGUCCCGGAGAAACUUUGGGGGUCUUAAAUCCAGCAAUGGAUGGGAUGGAAGCUGAGCCAAGCAUCGAAGAACCAGACGAGAGGAUGAACGUAUCAAACCGAGACCUAGAGGAGAGCUUUGAGCACAAAGCAGAUUUGCCACCACAUGUUCAGCCUUAUCUCAGAGAGCUGGAACAGGAAGGCAGCCUCGUAUGUCCCGAGUCCAUCGAAGAGCCUGGAGAGGAAGUGGAUGGGAUGAUUUUAUGUCCGCCAGAGGAAGAAGAGACCAUGGUUAGCUCUCUGGACUCUGAAACACUGAUGGAGAAUCCAACUGGGGAGUUCAUGCAAGGGGAGGGGAAUUCAGAUGAUCUUGCAGAUCAAGUGGACGAGAUCUCUGAAGGGCGGAUGGAUCGGGUUUCUCUUAUGAACGUUCCUCCGUGUGAAGUCAUGGAAGAAAAGGUUGUGAAAGGACUGGACAUCAACGAGCAUGACAGCGUUUAUUCACAAUACCCACAACCUUCCUGCGCCCCAGUUUCAUCCCUUUCAGCAGGAGUAAAGUCUGAUGUUGGAGCUGGAAUUAAAACUGAAAUCUCCAUGGAAAACUGUGAAGAUCUAAGCUUUAACGAAUGUAAGAACAAAGACCUGGUGCUCUCCCACAAUCAGGACAACAAAGACAAUCUACUCAACCAAAAUGAAAGCAAGGUUUCUCCUGAUCUUUUGGACACAAAGCCUUCAGAUCUGAAGUUUCCUCUUUUAUCAGACUGCAGAGAAACAAAACCACAGGAGCUGGAGCUUCCCAUCAAGAUGGAAGAAACUAAGACGGAGACGUUUGAUGAGGUCUAUCCCGACAGCUCUGAGAUCAAACACGAACUCUCCUUCGCCAUGAAGUCAGAAGACCUGGUGACCAAAUCGGAGCAGAUGGAGUUUCCCGUCAAAGCUGAGAUGAUGGAGACCAAACCGGAAGAUCUGAGCGUUCCCAUGAAACCCGAGAGCGAGGACAGUAAACCCGACAUCCUCCACUUUACAGCGGCUACAGUCAAACCUGAAGCCAAACAUGAGCCUCUUGGGUUUGUAGCCUUUCCAGAUGGAUCCAAACUAAAGACUGAGACUAAACCGGAGACUCUGGAGUUUGCAGCAUAUCCUGACAGCUCAGAGUCCAAACCAGAUGGUCUGGAGCUCAGAGCUGGAGCUGAGAUCAAGAUGGAGACCAAGCAGGAGCUGCUGGAGGCCGACAGCACCGUCCUCACCCCGAAGCUCGAGCCCAUUGACGGGCUGGUGGACACCCCAGGGGGUCUGAUGGUGAAAGGACAGGUGAAGGAGGAGAGGCCGGCUACACCAGUGUCUGUGUCCGAGGGUUACGCUAGCAGCCCGAGGUUUGCAGCUCCGAUCUCCAUAUGUGAAAUUCCUGACAGCCUCCACGACAGCAGAGAGCCGACCAUCGCUCAGCUGCUGCAGGAGAAAGCGCUCUACUCCUUCUCUGAGUGGCCAAAGGACCGUGUCAUCAUCAACCGCCUGGACAGCAUCUGUCACGCCAUCCUGAAGGGAAAGUGGCCAUCGUCAAGCGAGCAGUACGACUCCCCCGGUGGGUCGCUCCCUGCUAACUCCUGCCUGGCUAACAGUUUAUCCCAGCAGCAGCAGCAUCGAGCCGGUUUCCUCCCCACCACGGCCUCCAGCUCCGUCCCAGGACAGCCCAGGCUACAGCAGACCGGUCCUGGACUCGGGUUCUCCAUCCCACCACCCCUCACAAGACUACCGAAGUACGUGCCGCGGGGCGGGGCAUGCGGGCGCGGAGCUUGGCGCCUCACCUCCUUGCCUCUCUUACAGGAGAGGCUGGUGGCUCCGCCCUACCUCCCUGAGCUCAAACGAGCUGGGGGGCGGCGGUUUGACUACGAAGCUGCGGCCGCUGCUGCCGCUGCUAAAGUUCUGGCUGGGAAACCAGCAUCAUCGUCCACCACCACCAGCUCCAGCAGCACCGCCCCCGUGGUGGCGCCGCCCUCUCACCGUACCGGGGCUAUGUUGAUUAACGGCUGGCAGGAAGCGGCCAUCGACCUGACAAAGUCCUCAGGAGAAAUCAGCACCACCAGCGGGGCCGUAGAGGCCGUGGUCGCUCCAGGAGGAGGAGGACACAAGCUGCCGCCGCCGCUGCCCAUCACCGCCCCACUGACGGGCUCCGUAGGCAUCGACAUGGCGGGGAUCCUGCAGGCAGGGCUCAUCCACCCGGUGACGGGGCAGAUUGUUAACGGGAGCCUGAGAGGAGACGACUCUCUAAGGAGGAGGAGGGGCAGGAGGAGAAACGUGGAGGCGCUGUACUCUGAGUUCACCAAGAACCGAGGACUGCACCUGCCCGAUGCUCAGGGCCGCGUCGAGGCCAUCAGCCACUCCUCCGUCUCCUCCUCCACCUCCUCGCCGUCACCCUCCCCUUCAGAGCGACCUGCCGGACCCCCAACGCCAUCCUCCUCCUCUACACCUACCCCCACCCAGACGCCUCCUCAGCCGGAGAUCGUAGCCAUCGACAGAGAGGCAGCGAGUAAAGGCCUGAUUGAGUGGCUGAGACAGAAUCCAGGAUACAGCAUGGAGCUGCCGGCGUUUGCUCACUCUGGAGCCGGGCUGUUGCACGGUUUUGUGGAGCGUCCGAAGCAGCGGCGGCAUCGCUGUAAAGAUCCAACCAAGCUGGACAUCAACACUCUGACGGGGGAGGAGAGAGUUCCUGUGGUCCACAGAGGGACGGGACGAAGGCUUGGUGGUGCGAUGGCUCCAGCCAUAAAGGAACUCUCCCGGUGGCUCGAUGCAAACUCAGAAUAUUUUGUAGCUCCAGACUGGGCCGAUGUAGUCAAACACUCUGGUUUCCUUCCUGAGGGAAAGUUCUCUCGGAUCCUAACAGAACCCGUCAACAUAGACCCGGGCUCUCGGCGCAGAGGACGGCGACCUCGCAGUGAGAUGCCUAAGCCCCUCCUCUCUGUCUCAGACUCCGCCUCCCAGGGCUUGGCCCCUCCCCUCUUCAUGAAUGGUGGUUUGAUUGGAAGCAUGGACUCCAUGGUGGCGAUGCAGAACCUCCGUGGAGGGAUCCCCGGGAUCCCUAUCUCUGGCAUCAUGGCAGCCGGGUUCCCCCACGGUUUUUCUGCUGCUGUUCAGGGGGGUGGAGCCACAGCGCCUGCAGAUGAUGCCAAGAAUGGGCUGAGUAUGUUACCCAUGAUGCUUCACGGCAUCCCGCAUCCCCACGGAGCGGCGAUCCCACAGCAUGCCUUGUUCAGCGUCAGCGCAAUGAUGGCUCACGCUCCUCCACCACCGCCACCACCUCAUCCAAGCUCCACAUCCUCCUCUUCUUCUACGACAACAUCUGCUGCUAAGGUUACCACAACAACAGCCCCGUCUACAGAGGCAGCCAGCCCAUCGUCGACGACGCCAUCUGAGAGAGAAAGCUCCGCCCCCUCUGGCUCUACAGGAGAGAAGGAAGAGAAAGGAACAGCAGAUGUGAGCAAAAGAGGGGCGGAGUCAGCCGCCAUCAUCACCUCCACCAGCAGGGCGCAAUUCGGAGCCACUCACCUGGGAAGCAGCUCUGGCAGCCAUCUUACCUUCAACCCGUUCCUGAUCCCGGGCAUGUCGCACGGCUUGCUGUACCCGCACAUGUUCCUGCCACAUGGUGGCAUCAUGGCGCUCCCCGCCAUGCCUCCUGGAGCAGUGGAUGGGGCCCCGGGAAGCCCCAAGAGGAGGAGGAAGAGAGGGCGGGAGGAUGGCGAGCGAGAGGAGGAGAAGGAGCGAGAAAGUACAGUUAAAGCCAGCGCAUCCUCCUCAUCUCCCGCCCUCUCCUCCACGCCGCCAGACGAGCCUCCCGCUGGGCAGGGAGGCGGCAUGGAGGAGGGGCCUGCAGAGCCCCAAGAACCAGACUCCUAUCAGCAGCCGGAGCCGGCGGCAGCAGAGGCGGUAGCGGCGGAGGAGAAGGAGGCAACGGAGGGAGAGGAGCAGAGACAGGCGGGAGGGGAGGAGGCAUAGGCGAGGCCCUCCUCCACGGAGCAUCGUGUACAGUCUGUGCCGUGUCUGUACGUCAGCGUCCAUGUAAAGACUUUUAUUAUGACGACAAACGAUAACCACGAUUAUAUUCAAGUUUGUUUAUAGACCAAGGCCAUGCCUCUCCCCCGCCAGCGCCGCCUCCUCUUCCUCCUUGUAUACAAACAUCUAGUGUUAGAUUCUUCUGUGUAUUCCUCGUACGUCAUUCUGCAUCAGACUGCGUCACCAGGGACACUUUAUCAACGAGCGGCGGGGGCGUGAAGAUUUUACCGCUCACAGCAAUCCGUCGUAAAGGUUUUUGGUUUCAGGAGAAAGAUUACGGUGGUUCCUCAAAACCCACCUUUACUCCACAGAGAAGUGCUUGUUGACCUUAGUUUAACUUGUCUUAUUUCACUCCCAGCAUGCUCCACUUCAUCAACUUUGUUUUUAAUCCCCCAGAAUCCAACCUUAAACCAGCAUUUCCACAUACAGAAAACUACAACAUUCUUUUCUCCAAUUCAGGCAUAUUCACGACCCCAGAAAGACAGCAGCCAAAAUUAGAUGCGAAUUUUUAUUAGUGCUGUCCGGAUGAAUCACAUUAAUCUCGAUUAAUUAAUUGGGUUGAUAAUUAGUAAUCCCACAAUUUAGUAACCAUGUUCUAUUGAGUCAAUGUUGUCUCAAAACUGUGAGCACAUUUAAACAUUCUAAGAGAAUGAGGUAUUAAUUUUGAGCAGAAAUCCUAACUGUGCUGCAGUUUUCUCUGUGGCGUAUGAAACUUUCAUAAAACGUGUUCUUUGAUCUUUUGAUAAAACAACCAAUAGAAAACAGUAAGAGGAUGAGCCUAUCAUGUUAGUUCUGCCUGUUGUUGCUAUGCCAUUCUCCAGGAGACAUUUGCUUUGAUCCCAUUAAAACAGUCCCAACUUUCUGCCACAUACACACACAUUCUAAAAUUGUGUGAGCCAAAAAGAAAAGGCAGAUAAUUGCUCUAUGUUUACCCUUUCAUUUGUUGCUCUUCUCCAGGAGACAUUUCUUGAGACAGUCCCAACAUUUUAUCACAUACACAUGGCUCUGCCCCUUCUUGCUGUGCUGUUUUCCAGGAGGCAUUUGAUCUGAUCCCGUUAAGACAGUCCCAACAUUCUAUCACAUGCACCCAUUUUUAAAAGUGUGUGAGCCAAAAACAGGCAGAGAAUUGCUCUUUGUUUACCCUUUCAGUUGUUGCUCUUCUCAAGGAGGCAUUUGUUGUGAUCUCACUAAUACAGUCCCAACAUUCUAUCACAUACACACACAUUUUAAAGUGUGUGAGUCAAAAAAUAGGCAGAGGAUUGCUCAGUGUUUACCCUUUCUGUUGUUGCUCUUUUCCAGGAGACAUUUGUUGAGACAGUCCCAACAUUCUAUCACAUACACACACAUUGUUAAAAAAAAUGAGCCAAAAAAUAGGUUGAGGAUUGCACAAUAUUUAUUCUCUCUGUUGGUGCUCUUCUCCAGGAGGCAUUUGUUGUGAUCGCACUAAUACAGUCCCAACAUUCUGUCACUUACACAUAAACGGUAAAAGUCUGACAGCUGAAAAACAGGUAUAUGAUGGAGUGAUCAUGUUUGCUCUGCCCCUUCUUGCUAUGCUGUUCUCCAGGGGCCAUUUGCACUGAUCCCAUUAAGUCAGUCCCAAUAUUCUAUCACACACACACAUUAUAAAAGUCUGAGUGCCCAAAAAAAAUGACAGGAAUCCCUUAAUGUGUACCCUUCCUGUUGUUUUUGCUCUCCAGGAGACAUUUGCUUGAUCUCACUGAAAGAGUCCCAACAUUCUGUUGCAUACACACAAAUUGUUAAAGUCUGAGGGCUGAAAAACAGGUGGACCAAUCACAUAAACCCUGCCAGUUGUUGCUGUACUUUUGUCUAUCAGACAUUUGCCUCGAUCACACUAAGACAGUCCCAACAUUCUAUCACAUACACACACACAUAAUAAAAGUCUAAGACCAAAAUCAUCUUUGAGCUUUAACAGUAAUUAUUAAAAAUCUGUCAAAGAAAGAAAACAAAGUGAACUUAGCACGAAUAGCUGAAUAGUUUUUCUACUUUUGAAAUAAAAAAAUGUAGUCUGUAGAAGAGACUGAGGUAGAGUUAUAGGGAUUGAAGUCGUCUGAGAUUAUGUGUGUAUGUGAUAGAAUGCUGGGACUUUCUUAGUGAGAUCAAAGCAAACAUCCCCUGGAGAACAGCACAGCAACAAAGGGCAGAGCUAAUAUGAUUGGUCCAUUCUCUCCCUGUUUUCUAUUGAUUGGUUCAUUAGAAAAUCAAAGGGCAGAAAUAUGUUGUAAGAAAGUUUCGUAUGCCACUGAGAAAAAUAAGUGCAAUCAAAAUUGCCUUAAAAGAAUUAAUAAAAACUAUAAUAGUGAAUUAAAAUGUGAUAAAAUAGGCAUGGUUAAUUGUGAUUAAAAACGUUAAUCUUUUGACAGCCCUACUUUAUUAGUGAACAUUUAAGAGAGCUGCCAAAUCAGAAAACAGACAUUCUCUGUUAGUUUUUAAACUACAAGAUGGAAAAUUUGGAUUGAAAUAUAGACUAGAAGGUCUAAAAAGUUAAAUAAAUGGUAAAUUAUUUAGGAUUUAUAUUAAUUUUUAGAUAGCCAGGCCCAGAAGCAUGCUUUAGGGUGCUUUCACACCUGGAUCGUGUGGAGAAAUCGUUCCAAAAUAGUGAGGUGUUCCCUCCUCGGCUCAGUUCAUUCGGACAAUAAAUUUGCAAACAUUUCUGAAAUUUUGUUUUCUCUUUGUCUUGACUGAGUGUAGAUUAACGAUUGUAAAUGACUGCAAUAUCAGACUGAAACAUAUAACCACAACAUGGAAGAGGGUCUUAAUAUUUCUUGUGUUUGCAAGUUUGGUAAAAAACGCUUUUAUGUCCAAAUGCAACAGAGACAUUUGACUUCCUUCCAUGCCUGCUCUAAGGCCACCCAUGACUCAUGUUGUUGGUCUUUUUAGAACAUGACAAGGGCCUUGAGCCGUCCCACAAUGCAAAGUGUGACUAGUAGGCAUGGCAUUUAUGGGACAGUCAGGCUUGGACAUAACGGGGUAAGGGCAUUUCAAUGUUGUUGGAGCUACAGGUGUGAAAGCACCCAAAGAGACUUUUAUUAUUUAACUUUAUAAUUAUGAAUGCCAUGUCAGCUGCUUCAAUGCAAACAUUUGAGUAUUCCCCUCUGGAGGAAAUAUUCAGACCAGGAUCUUCACUUUAUUUGCUUUUAUUUAAAAGCAGAGAACAAUCAUGAGAUUAAUUUAGUAGUUUUUAGGUCAGGUAGAUUUUUUCUCAAACACACUGUCACUUUGAGAGGAAAUCAAGGACAGAAAUGUAAAAUUAAGAGCACCUUCAGACCACCAGGGGGCAGCAGGAGAUUGUCCUGCAAACAGAGAGGUGGCGGGAGAGAAGAGAGGAAGCUUUUUCACCCCGAUUUUAUCCAACUCCUGAUUAAUUUACAGUAAAUCAAUGAAACGGCUGCAAUCAUGACCUGUAGCGACAUUUGAGCGCUCCUUUCAUUGAAUAUUUUAUUGUUUGUCCAGAGAAAGGGAAUCAUUGUUCUUUAGGAAUGAAAAUAGGAUGAGGAGGGAUUCAAAGCGGUGUGAAUUGUUGCUUUUUGUUUCAUUUUUCCCUCAGUUUUGUUUUACUACACUAAAAUGUUCCUAAACAUGUAAAUCUAUGGCUGUAUAUUGCUGUUUUUUUUAAAAGUGCACCGUUUAUUUCUUUCACUUUUUUGUUUCUGCAUUGGGAAAAAAAAUACUUGACUAAAGCGAGGGUGGAUUUAGCAUGACGGAUAGUCCCAGUGUUUUCUGACUGUACUGUACAUUAAAAGAUGCAACGUGUCUGCAGAACAGGGUGUGUAUUUAGGGCGUUAAUGUCGGACUUCACUUUAGUUUGGUUUUCAUACCUGAAAACAUGAUUUUUUUGCACAGUGUCUUUUUGUGAACCUGUUCCCGUACUGUCCCGUGUUUCCUUUGGGUGUGUUUGAGCGCGUGUGAGUGAGCGAGUGUGCGUCUUUGUGCAUGCAUGCGCACACGUUUCGAUGUCUUUCUACUCCCGUCUCGUCCUUACAGGUCACAUUUGAGAAAAAAAAAAAAACAUAGUUGUUGCCUUGUCACAGGUUUGUGGCUCCAUAUAAUUUAUUCUACUUUUUCCUUUUUGCUUUGCCAAACUCUCACCAAAUAUGACAUUCAUCUUUUAGUUUCUUUAUGUAUUAUCAAAGUAAAAUGCCUUAUUUAGCGAGUAUGUUUUGUACAGGUGUUCUGUUACAUCUCCAUAUAAGGACAUGUUCCUGUGCGUUCAGCUUCGGUGUUUGCAUACACAGCCUUGGUCAUGUGCUUUAUCUCCACAUUCAAGCGAAGGUAAAUCACCACCUUAAUCCCCAAAAACAAUCAGUCAUCAGCCCUCAAAGCACAAACGGAGAGUUACUAAAAGUUCCUAACAGUGCCUCUAAAAUGACAUUUUUCUCUCUGUGGGUUUCACUUGUGCACUAUGUGGACGUCAUGUUUCAGCAGUUUCAUCAUCCUACGGGGAAAACGAUGAACAUUUGGAAAUGUUACUCCGAUUUACAGACGAUGCCAUGCUGUUCCUUAAAGGGGAAUUCUGGAAGUUUCAACCUGGGUCUCUCAUGGAGACGGUUUAGUCAAAUACAAGAUAAAGAUUGGCAUCAGGGGAUGAUGGAUGAGGAUUAGGCACACUGCAAAAAAUAUGUUCUUUAAAAAUCAAACUUCUGUUUCCAGUUCUGGGAAUAAAAUCUGAACAUCAAAGUCAGUAUUCUGAACAUCAAAGUCUAAAUUCCCAGAGUUAAAGUCUGAGAUUAAAGUCAGAAUUUUGAAAUUAAAGCUGGAAUUCAACGAUUGAAUUUGGUAUUAUAAGAUGAUAGUUCUAUAUUACAUUAAAGUUAGUAUUCUGAGAUUAAAGUACAGCGAUCAAAGUCAGAAUUUUAAGAUUAUUGCCUGAUUUCUAGGGUCCAAGUCUGACUAAUAAGAUUACAGUUUUCUCUUAAAGUCAGAAUUGUGAGAUUGAGAAAUGAAUCCAAACAUUAAAUUCAAAAUUCAAAGAUUUGUCAUAACUCUGACAUUUAAGUCAGAACGCUGAUUAAAACCAGAAUUCUGGGGUGCAGGUGGCCUAAUGGUUUAAGGCGUGCCCCAUGUACCUGGAUGGCCCGGGUUAGAAUCCGGCCUGAGGCCCUUUACCACAUGUCUCUCCCCCGCUCUCGUCCCUGUUUCUGACUCUAUCCACCGUCCUCCUCUAUCAAAAUAAAGGCCCAAAAAUAAAUCUUUAAAAAAAAAAAAAAAAAAAAUUUAAAACAAAAUUCUGAGUUGACAGCCAGAAUGUCCAAGACAAGAUAAAAAAUCCAAGAUUAAAGUCAGAAUUUUGAAAUUAAAGCCUGAAUUCAAAGAUUAAAGUUGGCAUUAUAAAUUUAUAGUUUUAUAUUACAUCAAAGUCAGAAUUCUGAGGUUAAAGUGCAAAUUCCAAGAAUGAGUUUAGAAUUCUAAGAACAGUCAGGUGUCUGAGAUUAAAGUUGGAAUUCAGUUCAAAAUCAAAACUCCAGGAAUGACCUUAAAAUACUGAGAUCAAAGUCAGGAUUUUGAGAUUAUCAUCUGAUGUCUAGGGUCAAAGCUAGACUAAUAAGAUUACGCUUUAAUCUUAAAGUCAGAAUUUUGAGACAGAAAUUUCUGGGUUAAAAGUCGGAAUUCUAAGAUAAAAAAAAAAGUUAAAUUCAGAGAUUAAAGUCAGAUUUUUAGAUUUAAGAUGAUAUUUUAUGAUAAAUGUCAGAAGUUUAACCUGAAUACACAAAUUACAGCCAGAAUAAAAUUCAUAAAAUUUAACAUGUAUUUUUUGUAUCUCAUUUGAUACAUUAGGUGUUUUUGGUAAUUAAUAAUCCACCUGAGGGCAUUUUUAUCAUUUAUCAGAUUGUAUUCUGAUGUUUUUCAGUGAUUUAUUGAUCAUAUUGUUUAGAUAGUAAGUAUAGAAGUAAAGUAAGUAAAUAUGAUACAACAGGCUUUAAGGGGUUAAGAUUACAGGUUGAAUUCCAAGAUUAAAGUCAAAAUUCCAGAAUAAAGUCUUCAUUCUGAAAUCAAUGUUAGAAUUCCCAGAAUAAGGUUAGAAUUCUAAGAUUAAAGUCACAAUUCUUAGAAUAAAGUUUGGAUUUUAAGAUUAAAAUUUGAAUUAUAAGAUUAGAGUAUGAAUUCUGAGGUCAAAGUCAUAAUCUUGAUAUUGGGGCAAAAUUCUGAAAAUAUAAAAAAAAUAUAUAAUUUUGACUUUUUCUCAAAAUGUAAUCUUUGUAUAUUUUCUCGGUGUCUCUGAUCCUCUUCUGUAGCACCGAGGCUAAGAGAAAUAAAAGACAUACUAAAAACUGGAAUGCAGAUUUUUUGUAAAACUCUGGUUUCUGAGAUUAUUUUCCCCUUUACACCUUAGAGGCUGUCUUUGUAUUUCUAGUCAGCUUUGGAUUCAAAUGGGUUAAAAACUUUAUCAUCAUCAUCAUAUCAGCAGAUAUGGAAAUGUUUAAUAUUGUCUAUGAAUACUGUAAGUUUGUAGAGUUUUAGCCCAGACAGACAGACCUAGGUCUGCUGAAGUUUUAGGUCUGAACUACAUUUAUACUUCGGUAUCAGCUAACAUAAUUUAGCAAACAUUGACAUGUGAUGUCAGUUAAAUUCCAUUACUGCAGGAAGGAUCAGUAACAAAAGAAUCAUCAGAGUAGCAUCACGAGGCUGAGCUCCUGCAGAGCUAAAACAUCCGCCAUUAAUCUUUAAAAUCAGGUUUCACUGGAGUUAUUUUUUAUUUAUAAGACCCAUGGCCAUCAGCAGUUUCUCUCCCAUUAUAGGAUAUACUGAAGAAAAGUUUGAUUUAUUAUUUUACCCUGGCGAGCUCAGCCCAGAUCUGUGAGAUCUGCCUGUUUUGGCCGAGAGACUCUUACAGCUCGUGGAAAAAAAUUGACGAGCCUCCUAUUCUCUAGAUUGUCUUGCAGGCAGUCUGUUAGUCCUGUUAAAAAGUUAAAACUGGUUCUAAUCCCAAGUGUCCAGCUGUAAUAUGUUCUAUAUUAAAUGGCUGUCAAGCCUGGUAUUUUAUGACCCAGAUUGUAAAACACCAGAAUUUCCCUUUAAACGUUGUUAUUUAAUCCCACACUGUUCUCUUUUCUGCAUGAGGCCUUCUGUUUGCUAUCAGCACCAAAUGGAGGGUAAAAUACGCACACAGUCUGUCUCCAUUUCAAGUCUCUGAUUGUUUUUCUGUUCUCGUGUUUGUUGUAAUCUGGCGGUUUAAUCCCACGUCACUUCCUGUUACGGACUCGAUCUGGUGUGAAAACUUGAAACUAAGUGGUGGGUGCAGUAUGUGAGGUGACUGGAGGCUCUGUUCAUGUCACACCAUGCCUUCUUUAACAGUGUUUGUCUCUCUCAUUGAAGUCCUGUUGGGUUCACCUCAAACUGUUGUAAACGUUUUUAUCUCUGCUCAUGUAUAAUGUAUUUAUUGUAAAGUUCUUGUCUGUACAUGACUGACUUUUGUUACUCUGGAAAGUCUCCUGAAAGCAUUUUGGUUCACAUGGAAGUUAAACUCUGCUUUUCUUUGUCGCCUUUGUCACUUUUUGAUCUGCUAUAAAG